Molecule: messenger RNA, 3197 nt
Organism: Ectocarpus siliculosus
Lineage: Eukaryota; Phaeophyceae; Ectocarpales; Ectocarpaceae
Source: the annotation of a GenBank genome assembly
AUGGACGCGGCACAGCUGGUCCAGGUGGAGGCGCUGUGCGAGACUCUCUACAACUCCACGGACGAGGCGGCGCGCAGCCACGCCCAGAACCAGCUCCUCAGCCUGCAGACCUCCGCGGAGCGGAUCCCUCAGUGCCAGUACAUCCUCGACCAUUCGGAGAACGCCUACGCCCUGCUGCUGGCCUCGAGCAGCCUCACGAGACUCAUCUCGAGCCACUGGAACAACUUCACGACCCCCCAGCGGGUGGAGAUCCGCAACUACAUCCUCAACUACCUGGGCAGCGUCGGGCCGGGCCUGACGGACUACGUGAGGACGAGCCUGAUCCAGCUGCUGUGCCGGAUCACCAAGUUGGGGUGGUUUGACGACCAGAGACACAGGGAGGUGGUCGAUGCGGUGAUGAGAUUUUUGCAGGCGACUAAUGACCACUACGUGAUCGGGCUCAAGAUCCUAAACCAGCUGGUGGAGGAAAUCAACAUCCCCACGACGGGGAGAACCUUGCCACAGCACCGGAAGACUGCCGUGAGCUUCCGCGACCUCUGUCUUCUGCCAAUUUUUCAGAUCGCGCUUAAGUCAAUGCAGCAGAUCCAGAUGAGGCAGAUCGUGAAUGCGAGCCCGGCGCAGGAGGCGGCCAUGCUGGAACAGGCCUUGUCCCUGUGCACCCGGUGCUUGUCGUACGACUUCAUCGGGACCAAUCCGGACGAGAGCUCGGAGGACGUGGGGACGAUACAGGUACCGUCGGCGUGGCGAGACGUUGUGACGGACUCUUCCACCUUCUCCUCGCUCUUCGAGUUUUACAAGACCACGGACCCCCCACGAUCCAGCCAGGCAAUGCAGUCGAUCGUGCUGCUGUCCAGCGUGAGGCGGUCCCUCUUCUCCAAGGAAACGGACAGAGGGGCCUACCUCCAGCAGCUCAUGAACUUUAUCCGAGAGAUCUUGCAGACCAACCAGGGACUGCACCACCCGGAUAAUUACCACCAGUUCUGCCGCCAGCUGGGGAGGCUCAAGGCUAACUAUCAGUUAUCGGAGCUAGUUCGAGUAGAGGGGUACCUGGAGUGGGUUGAGCUGGCGGCAGACUUUACGGUUCGGUCCCUCAAGGAGUGGCAGUGGUCGACCAACAGCAUCCACUACCUGCUGGCGCUGUGGGGACGGCUCGUGGCGGCGGUGCCCUACGUCCGGGCGGAUGCGGGCGCGAAGAGCCACACCGAGACUUUGCAGGAGUGUGUCGUGAGGGUGGUCCAGGCGUACGUGACGAGCAUGGUGGGGUCGGUAGACGUGAUCGUGCUCGAUCCCUCGACGGACGACCCGCUCGAAGACGAGGGCUCACUAAAGGAGCAGAUGGAGCGACUACCUGUCAUCUGCCGUUUCCAGUACACAUCCGUGGCUGAGUUUGUACUGAACAUCAUCGACCCCGUCCUGGCUAACUACCAGUCCGCGGUUGGGCAGCAGGCAUACGCACAAACCAACGGAGCCGCCCACGGGCAGCAGCAGUCGGUGCUGGAGGGGAAGCUGACCUGGCUGGUGUACAUGAUCGGAGCAAUGGUGGGAGGCUACAGCUGGAGCGAUGCGUCGGCCUCUGAUGGGGAGGAGACGAUCGAUGCGUCGUUGGCAAGGAGGGUCUUCCAACUCGCCCAGGGGCUGGACGCCAGACUCUCGAGUUCGGGUGGGCGGCUUAAGUGCGAGCCUCGAUUGGAGAUCGCGAUCCUCUUUUUUUUCCAGGUAUUCCGCCGCAUGUAUAUGUGGGAGCAGCACGGCAUGUCCGCGGCGGCGGCGCUCACGGGGAUAAUGAUGGGGAGCGGGAUGCCGAAGCAGGACUACGCGCCGACCCUCAAGCAGAAGGUCUUCGCGAGAUUUUUCGACCACAUCGGGAUGGGGGACCACGCCGCCAUCAUUAACGUCAUCGUCACCAAGAUCGGGAACAACCUCAAGUACUGGCCCGAUGACCACGAGGUGGUCUCGAAGACCUUGCAGCUGUUUCUCGACAUGGCCUCCGGCUACAGCUCAAGCAAGAUGCUGCUUGGCCUGGACACGGUCAAGUUUCUCAUGCGCAACCACACGGAGGAGUUCUUCCCUUUCCUGGCCGCUUCGGCAAACGUGCGUCAAAGGACGACGUUCCACCUCACCCUGGCGCGGCUCAUCUUCACCACCUCUGACGACAUGGUGGCCAUGUUCGAGACCUUCAUGGAGCCGCUGCUCAACGUCCUGCGGCAACUGGCGGUCGCCCCUACCUUCCGGCAGGAGAGCGUGAAGCACGCCCUGAUCGGGGUUUGCAGGGAUUUACGUGGCGUUACGGCCGCUACGAACAACCGCCGAUCUUACGGGAUGCUGUUCGAUGCGUUGUACCCAGCGCACUUCGGGGUAUUCGUGAGAGCGUCGGAGGAGUGGUCAGAUAGCCCGGAAGCGACGACGUCCUUGAUGAAGUUCAUGAUGGAGUUCGUCUACAACAAGGCACAACGGCUAGUCUUUGACCAGAGCAGCCCCAACGGCAUUCUUCUGUUCCGAGAAUGCUCCAAGAUCGCAGUCGCCUUCGGAACGCGCCUCUUGCAGCUCCCACCACCGCAGGCGACCAACGUGUACCGAGAAAAGUACAAGGGUAUCGCGCUCUGCCUGGGGAUGUUGAGCACCGCCUUGUCGGGGACGUACGUGAACUUCGGGGUGUUCACGCUAUACAACGACAAGGCGCUGGACAACGCAUUGGAGACGGCGUUGCAGCUGGCUUUGAGCGUGCCGCUGGCGGACGUGACCGCGUACCCCAAGCUGUGCAAGGCGUACUUCGUGUUCUUCGAGAUACUGUUCCGGAAUCACAUCACAGUCGUCGUCGCUCUCGACACGCCCGUCUUCAUGCGCGUCAUGCACGCUCUGCACGAGGGGCUUCAGGGGCUGGACGCUCCGUUAGCCUCGCAGUGCGCGGCGACGAUCGACCACCUGGCGACGUACCACUUCAAGAACGCCUCCAAGGAAACCCCCGCGAUGCUGGUCCUGAAGGGGCACCUCUCGAGAGAGCCGGCGCUGCUGUCCGGUCUCAUGGAGACCCUCUUCAACAUCCUGCUGUUCGAGUCCAUGUCCAACAACACGGCCAACCAGUGGGCGGCGUUCAACAAGUACAAGAACAAGUUGACAGAGUCGCAGUCCGUGUCCAACCGACAACCGCUCGAAGAAGCCUUCGCCAAGCUCUUGGCCGAUGUCCAGCGGAACCUGGA